CGUGCGGUAAUGCGUUAACACUCAACUUUUAAGCCACCUUGUUCGACACGCACGCACUCUUCGUGCCCGUCUCGUCGGUGUAUCUCUCUUACUUUUGUCGCUAACCUAGUCAUCCUCCCUGACAUGCGUACAUUGGGUACCGCCUUAUGGUCGCCUAUCGUCUCCCCUGCAUUUCGCACUGCAAUGUCCAUCGCAUUUUCAGGUAGGAAUUCUCAACUGACGUAUUCAAAUGUUGAGUUUGGGGCAUGUACGCCCUAUUCUCCGCCUUCUUCAAGUACUCUGAAUGCCGAUUCGCCGCCGAUGUUUGGAUUUGAGGUUUCAAGUGACCUGUCAGGCCUUCUUCCUCCUCAUCGAUGCACUCGACCCCGCGACGCAUGUUCUCAGCGUUGGCUGGGACUAGUCCAAGGGCAUUCGCUCUCCCCCCAUCACACUCCCUACUUCUCCCCUACGGACAUAGUAUAUGGUCGCUCUGCCAUCCUCUACCACAGUUUCAUAUGUCGCAUACUCCGCAUUGUCAUACAAGUAUUUCCCCCAAAACACUCAUCUUCCUAAGCGGAAGCACGAUCUUUGACGGCACACUUGUCCCCCUGAUCCGAUGCGCUCAAUCUAGUAUCAUGCCCACUCACUGCGUUUGCUAUCCGUAGAUUUCGGGACUUGAACGUCUUCAGCCUGGCAUGUUUUCAUUACAUUGAAUGCUGUGAAUGUAACGGCAUUUGUCGUUCCUAUUAUGAUGAAAAGCCCACCAAAGCGAGGCGAGG
This is a messenger RNA of Pisolithus orientalis, 758 nucleotides long. RefSeq lists its product as uncharacterized. The transcript has a single exon. The record is from RefSeq and is a predicted model, not a curated record. NCBI's taxonomy places the organism in Eukaryota, Fungi, Basidiomycota, Agaricomycetes, Boletales, Pisolithaceae. Bases 124 to 552 code for a protein of 142 amino acids.